AGAGAAUCUUUUUGUUUGAUCCUAAGCUGCAAGCAAGACCCUUUUUUGCCAAGUUUUUAAGGUCAAAGCUAGCCUUCGUGGUUUGGUUCGUUUGAAAAUUAGGCCAUUAGUUUUUUUCUUCCAGAAUUAAAAAUAGGGGUAAAAUGGGAAAUGUCUUUGUUUUUUCUUUCGUAUAUAAACUCUGAGAUUCCUGAGAAGACUGAGAAAGAGAGCGUAGAAAGGAAAACGAAAAAACAGAGUACCCGACAGAAUUUGAAAACAAAGGCUGAAAUUUGAAGAAACAGAGAUCGCUACUGGGUGUGAAAUAUAUGGCAGAGGUUGUUUUGUUAGUCGAUGAUUUGAAACUGCUUUCUGGGAUUCCUCGCUGUAGAAUUUGUCAUGAAGAGGAGUUUGAAAGCAUAGAAACCUUGGAAGCACCUUGUGCUUGUUCUGGAACCGUUAAGUUUGCUCAUAGAGAUUGCAUACAAAGAUGGUGCAACGAGAAAGGAAAUACAACCUGUGAAAUAUGUCUCCAGAGGGAGGAAGAAGAAGAGUCAAACGAAAGAACAGAGAUAACGGUUGAAGGAGUUGCAGUGGAAAGCGAUUACUCGGAAUGCAGUUCAGGCGGUGACAGAAGCGCGUCUUGCUGUCGAUCCCUUGCAAUAGCUUUUACAAUUGUCUUGCUAGUAAGACAUUUUUUCGCAGUGCUUUCAAAUGGAACGCAAGAUUACCCAUUUACUCUACUUACUGUCAUUAUAUUAAAGGCUAGCGGAAUUAUUAUACCUAUGUACAUAGUUAUUAAGAUUGUUGGAGCCAUUCAGAACAGUAGUGAGCAGUAUCAGGAUUCUGACGAUGAAGAUGAGAUACGUCAUAAUGUAAAUUUAAGACAUUCAUAGAUUAUUUGUUUACUGUAUAAGAAGGGCAUUAUGUGAUGCUCGUCAAAUAACAUUUUGCGCCACAAUUUGAGAUAAUGGAAUUCAGAACGGAAUGCACAUUCCCUUACCCCCGCCCAAGACCAGUAAAGUACUAGGUAGGUCCUUUGGGCGUCCGAUCCCGGUACAUAUCAUAGAAAAAGUUUAAUAACAUUUAUCAUACAGAUGUAACUUUUUCAGUUCUUAUAUUUAAAGAAUAUUAUUUAUUUAAA
Molecule: messenger RNA, 1123 nt
Organism: Vigna umbellata (rice bean)
Lineage: Eukaryota; Viridiplantae; Streptophyta; Magnoliopsida; Fabales; Fabaceae
Source: RefSeq, a predicted model, not a curated record